UUUUAGUUACAGUGUGCAGUUAAAAAAUGCAGACGCCACAAUUAAUUUCGGGAGGUUUGGAAUCUUGCAAUAUCUGAAAAAACUUUCAGGCUGCAUGCCCGUUUCGCAAUCAAGAAAGUUCAGCGGAAAUCAGUUUGACUGGAAUAUAUGUCAAAGAGCGACACAAAGGAAACAGCCAACAGCUGCAGGCAGGGCGCUGUGGUGAUAAUGCAGAUAACACAGACAUGGCACUUUUCCAGAGUGUGAUGAAAGCACUCCCAAAUUAUCAAGGCGGCAUUCAGUGCAAGGAAAAGACUGUCUCUUCAGCUUCGAACAAAACUUGGGGUGCUAUUUCAGCUGAUUAUUUUCUUUGUUUUGAUAAAUGUUUGUAGACUUAACCAUGUCUUCCAUAUUAGAUAACUUUAUGAAUAGAAAAAUAAUAUUUUUCUUUUAAUUUUUAAUAUUAGAGAAUAACUUUUAUAUUACUGUUAUCUGUAAAUAAAAAUUUACAGUUUUACUGUAAAAAUGCUUCCUGAAAUUGUCAUAGUAGUGAGUGGCACUCACUGGCAUUGUGUCACCUGUAAGACACAUAACAAAAGAACUGUAAGUCUUGACCAACAUUUGUUGCAUAUGCAUCCCUAUGUACCACCCCUUCACCCAUCCUCAACCUUUAUGUCACAACUAAGUGAUGGAGAAGAUAAGUCAGAUGUUGACCAUCACAUUGUCAAUCAGAAUGACAAAGAGAAUAAGCCUGGUGAACUUUCUCCAAUAAGCCCUUGGUUAAAGCAGUUACCACAAUCAGAAUUUGAUGAUGAGGAGGAGGAAGAGGAUGAAGAUGUAGAUAAUGAUAAUGACAGCGAUGAAGACUUUGUACCUUCAGAAUAUGAGGAAAAACCAAAACCGACUCCAAAGACCAGACGUAAAACGAGAAAGCAAUCAAAAAAGACAAUUAAACAUGUUAGAGUGCAUGUCACUCGAAAAGAAGAGAAAAUAGUUAUUUCUCCUGAGUUACCAUCAGAGACUGAAAAUCCAACUGAGCCUGAACAAACGGAAGAAGAAGAAGAAUUUAAGCCAAAGAAAAAGACUAGAAGCAGAGCUGCAGAAGCUGGCAUUCACCAAGAGUUUAAGGUUAAGGCCUUCCGUGGAAAACAUAAAGCACAAGACCUGGGAACUCUGCCCAGCCAGCAGCCUAGAAAGAGAGGCAGACCACCUAAACCAAAACCUCCUCCAGGGGAAGGUGAGGAACAACCACCUAAACGACCUUAUAGAAAAAGAGUUCCAGACCCAAGUGAAAUGCUUCUUAAGAUUAGGAAUGUGGGAAGGAAAGCUAAUACAAGAAAGAAAAUAGCAACAAAUGAAAGAUUAGGAAUAGGAGAAAAAUAUGUUAAAUUGAUAAGCAAAGGUGAGCUGUUGAAUCACAGUGAACUAAGCAGUGGAGAAGAAAGUCUUCACAGAAAAUCUUUGGCUGGUGAUCCUUUCGGCAAGCUUGGGGAAAACAGGAACGGAGAAAGUUUUAGUAUAAAUCAAGAUAGUUUGUCUUCCCAGGAUACUACACAAUCAGGAUUCCAAAAUCAGGAGAAUUCCAGAGACAGCAUGGAGAGGAGAAGUGUUCGCUGCAAUGUUUGCCUGUUUCUUUUUAGCUCAGAUCGACAGCUUAUAGAACACAGAAGAAAGGUGGCACAGGAUGAUGUAAUGCAGUGCAAAAAAUGUGACAUGAAAUUCCAUGGUAUGACUGAUCUCAAUAUGCAUAUUUUUUGUGACCAUGAAUAUGAAAAACAGCCCUUAUGCUUUUUAUGCAAUGAAGAUUUCAAAAGCAUGGAGAAAUUGGAGAAACAUUUAUACAGGCACAAUGAAAACGCUGAUCGUAAGUUAGGAGACACAAGAUUCCAUGAUUGCAGGCUGUGUAACAUGGAGCUGAACAUAGAUUUUCAGCUGAUCAAAAAUCACUAUUAUCGAAGGCACAAAGCUUAUGUUUGUCCUGAGUGUUAUGGAAAAAAUGUGGAGCUUCUUUUUUAUACAGACACAGUUUUAUAUGCAGAGCACAAGCAAAUGCAUGCUAACUCUCCAGCAGAGUGUGUCAUCUGCAGACUGGUGUUUCCUACAGCACGAGAAAUGAAAACUCAUAUGUGGACACAUGCAGAUGACAAAACAGAUGAUGGAACUGGGAGCAAAUGUAGCAAAUGUGACAAAUGGUUGCCAAAUGCUGGUGCCAUGCUGAUGCAUGAGAAGGAGCACAAGAAUGAGGCCAUCCGGAAGAACUAUGCUCUAGAGGCAAGCAUUGGUUUUCCAUGUAUGCGCUGUGAACACAUUUUCAGCAGCAAGAGCAAUUUGAAAAAGCAUUCCUGCAAGGCUGAUCCAAAUCGUACAUUCUAUUUUCAUUGCGAAUAUUGCGCUCAUGGAUGCAAUACAAAAGAGCAGCUGAGAGAUCAUAUAGCUUUGCACCAUCUUGGCAUCAAGCGCUAUGCUUGUGACUAUUGUGACCAGCGUUUUGUCUGUGCUCCUACCUUGAGGCGCCAUGUACGCAGGCAGCAUACACAUGAAAAGCCAUAUGAAUGUCAUAUUUGUGGGGAGCGGUUUUAUGAGCGAAACUUGAUGUUACGCCAUGUCUCCAAGCAUACUGGCAUUGCUAGUUUUAUGUGUGAAUUUUGUGGUAAGGGCUUCCAUACUAAGUUUGACUUGAAAAAGCAUGUUGAAAAUCACACCAACACACGGGACUUUGUCUGUCCUAACUGUGGUCUGGAUUAUAAACGCAGCUAUCACCUUAAAAGACACAUAGAAAAGGGAUGUAAAAAGACACUUGUACGAUUUGAUGAAAAUGUUCCUUCAGUUGUUUCUGAAGCUCCUUUAAUACCUGGAGAUGACUAUGAUGAUGAUGGUGAUGAUGAUGCAGACAUUGAUAUGGACAAUGAUGAUUUAAAUGAAGAUGCUGAUAUGGCCAAUUAUAAUGAUGAAAGCUCUGGACCAGACUAUGAUGAUGAUGACGAUGAUGAUGUUAAUGAUGAUGAUGAGGAGGAGGAUGUUGAUCUUGUUUAAUUGACGGUCAUUUUUUACUCUUCAGACAUUGAGCUUUGAAUAAGUUGUGAAUGUCAAGUCUUGGCUGAAGAAAUUUUUGCAUCUGUAAAGGAUUGUGACAGCAUCAAUUAUCAGUAUUAUAGAAUUAUUGAUGAAACAUAGUCACUCCUACAGUCCUUUCUGAUUACUGUGUUUAAUUGAUAAGUUUUUUGGGACUGUUGUCUUACUGGGUAUGGUAUUAAAACUAAAGGGCAUUAAUGCAACCACCAUUGCCGAUGCUGUGAAUGGUAAAAUGACCAGACAUUGCUUUUUUUUCUCCUUACAAGCAGCAAUGUAGUAGCCAUUGAGUUGGACCCCAAAAUGUCUCAGAUUAAGUGUAGAGGACACAGAUUCACCAUUACCAUUACAAAAUUAAUGAGGUCAAUUUUUCUGGAGAUCUUGCUGAGACCAAAACUGGAAUUUACAUUGAGCUUGGUUUUAUGAAGGUGAAAGUUGGUAAUGGAUUAUUAAUACCAUCACUUUAGAUCCAUUUACUAAUUUUAGUCACUCUUUAGCCUUUAAUGUAUUAACUGACACACAGAGGAGAAGGGAUUGACUUGCAUGACAAAUCAGCUGUAAAACUGUAUGGAACAUGUAUGACUUUCAUAUCUGUAUAAAUGAUUAGACCAGAAAUUAGUUUUCAAAGGUACUUUUAAGGCUCACCUUAGUUUAAACCUCAAAGCCAGUAGUGUGUUUAACAAACAGGUAUUUUAGUUCGUUGACGGAGCAUUUACAUGAUAUAAAAUCUUGCGGGCCAGAAAAUGGCGGUUUUGCCAGAAUCAUGAUGUUCAAAAAACGAAAUUAUGUUGUGUCUGGUUAAAAUGAGCAGGCCAGAUGAGGCACCUUUGAGCGCCAGAUGUGGCCUGUGGGCCGUAGGUUGGGCACCAGGGGUUAGAGGAUUCAAGGACAGGAGACUUGUAAACUGGUUAGAUUCACAUACUAAAAAUUUUAGAUGCUUUACCCAAUAGAUGAGUAUGAAAUAUGCUGAUGUGUUCUAAUCAACAAAUGCAUGCCCAUGAAGAUGACAGUUUCCAAAAACAAAAGAAUUUAAAUAAGUCUUGGCUGCUUAAUUAGAUUUUUAUAAACCUUAGCAAAGCAGUUAAACUCUCAGCAUUAAUAUCUAAGGGCUUUUUCCUUGAUUUUAGUAAUGUUUUAUUACGAUGACAUUAUUUUCUACAACAAUUGAAGCCUGCUUGUCUUAUUCAAUUGAUUCCUGCUGUUAGAAGUUGUCCAUCAUUUCUUUUUUCUUUUUUUUUUUUCUUGUUCUAAUGAUAGCUCGAAAGUAUCAGGAAUCGAUUAUUUUUCAAACUGAUUUUUCAGCUGUUGAUGAUGAUUGGGGUGAUGUUUCCCUCCCAUUCCCUUUGAUGAGUUGUAGGUUACUGUGUGGUUUAAAUAUAAAUUAACUAUCUUUCAGUACAGUAGCAUAAGAUUUUAUGGUGGCUGACACAAUUUACCUUCUCUAUGGUAGUAGGACUAUGUAAAGAGUUUAAGUAAAUCCCGCAGAUUGGAAGUAAAAUCAGAAUGCGGCUAUAUCAUGGCAAUUGUUAAUGUACAUUUUAGAGGCAAGGACCUCUAUCUCUAUCACCUUUUAUCUAGAUUUUAAAGUUUGGGGUAUGAUGUCAAAAUGACUUUAGCAUCAAGAAUGAACAAUAAAAAUGGCCAGUAAUGUGAAUGUAAACAUGCAAAUACAAAUAAGAAAGAUUGUGUGUGUGAAAUGUUGUGGAGGGGGCACACAUGUACAAGUGUAAUGUAUACCAUAAAUUUCAGAUUAUAAGCCGUGACUUUUUUCCCCAGCUUUAAACCUUGCAGCUUAAACAGUUAUGCAGAUUUUUAUGGAUUUUUCUGAUUCCGAUUAAUUUUUUCAGCUUUGUGUUAAAGUGUUAACUGGUAACAUUAAAGUGUUAACUGUUCAAAUUUUUAAAUCAAAGCCACAUACAAUUGAAGUAUUUAGAUCAGUUGCUAAAGCACACACCCUCAUCUUGCUGAAAAAGGGACAACAUGCCUACGAUACAGCUUUCAAGUUGUGUAUAUUUAUGGCUUAUAAACCAGUGCGGCUUAUUUGUGGAAAAAGUAGAGAUUUUUUUUAAAUUAGCGGGUGCAGCUUAUGUACAGGUGUGCUCAGUAGACUGAAAUUUACAGUAUUUUUCAACAGAUUAAGUAUGGCUGUAUAAUUUACUUAAAAUGUUCAACAGUUCAUGUAGAACAUGUUAAAAGAAGCAGUUGCUUCUGUUGGGACAUCUUGUUUUCUUCUGGGCUGGAUUUUUUUUUUAUAUAGAAAUUUUGUGUUCAUAGAUGAAUUAAAUUUAUUUUGGAGCCAUCCUCCCUCCAGAAAACUUAGCUAUCUUUAGCGUGGAGCAAUGAGCUUUGCUCGCCAGUAAAAGGAACUAUUUUGAAAAUUUGAUUUUCAUUUGCAGAUGUCAUGUUUAUGAGUAAUUUGAAACAGUUUCUUUUACAUGCAUAAAAGGUGUGAGGGACAGUUAUUCUUGAUUAUUAUUCUGCUCCCUGUUUAUUACACAAUUACAAAGCAUGACUUGGCACAUAAUAAACUAAUAUAAGUUUAAGAAAAAAGCUUCAUGAAAAAAAGUUGCUGACCACCAUACACUUAGUGGGGUAUUUUGUUGAUAUAGCUUUUAAUUAGUAAAUUAUUCCGUACAAGGGUUUUACCACAGAGCAUUGCACAUAAAUUUAUUUUAUACUUUUGUUAACUUAUUGUCUACCAUACUAUUUACGGAAUGUUUCACUACCUUAUGCAAAGCUGGAAAUGAAAAUGAUAAUCUGCUGAUCCCAAAGAUAGAUGCUGCUUAUUGACAAAACAUGAGUUUUUCUUAAAAUGAUACCUUUGAUAUAUCAUGUAGUAUCAAUGUAAAUAAUAUUGAUGUCCCUGACAUUCAUUAAGAUGUUGUGUAGAACAUGGAUAAUUUUUACAGCUUGCAUAUAAAUCUUUGAACAUUUUAUUUUUUUAAUAUAUUUAACUUGUGUAGAUGUUAUUAUUUUUUAUUCACAUGCUAAAAUAUUGUACAUUUCAUUGCUCUAUAAGAAGAAACUGCACUUACCAGUUAGUAUACAAUUUUCAGAUUCUUUUUUAUACAGUGAAAGGCUACUUUUUUGUGUUGAAGAAAUUUCCAUUGUUUGCCAGUUUUCACUAUUUGAUUCAUGUUUAGCAGUUCAUGGUAUUUUUAUUGUCAUGUGUGUCUGAAGUAUUUCUAUUGAAUGGUGAAUCACUACUAGAAGGCAAUAUCUGUGUUAGUUACACCCAGUUUUACAUAUGAUCUACAAAUCAAACUAUGUUGCAUUCAAGAGAAUUUACUGUCUUAUCACAUUAGGCUUUAUAAUUCCAUUACUGUUAGACAACAUGCUAUAUCUAACUGGGUUGCAGUGAUGGUUUUGUCUGAAAGACAGGGUGAUAGGGGUUCAUUAUGACUUUUAGGCAUUUGUUCUUGUUUUAGAGCACAAAACUGCAGCUAGCUUUCCAGUGAAACAAGCAUCAUUCCAGCUGCACAGAAGAUAUGUGAAACAAAACAUUUUACACAAAUGCCUGUUUUAUGAAUUUAGUUCUUCACAGAAGAGACCAGAGGGUGGAUGGAUGGGGGGGGGGGGGUUAAUGCUAAAACAAUGAAUAUCAAGUUUCUUAGGGUAGUUUGGAAAAGAACAGUUGAGAGCGAGACAAAGGACAUAGGAACCAUAUGGGCCCAACUGAGGGGGGCUGCCCAAAACCGGGUCCGCAAGUGAGGUGUUGUUGCGGCUCUAUGCUCCUUGAGGAGUAACAAGAAAUAAGCACAUUCUUAGAGUAGCUCAGGUGUGAAACAGGGAUGUGCCAUGUCAUCCACCCUGAAUAAUUCAGUAUAAAUGUAUUUUAUGUUUAUUUACCCAUAACAAUACUAGUCGGUCAUUGGUUGUGCUUCAUCAUACUUUGAGGAAGGAGUUCAUUAUCUCUGUAAUGUAAUCAUUAUUAUAUAGUGAAGAAUGUGAAUGCAACCAGUGGAAGAUUUACAGCAAUAAUUCAUGGUCCAGACACCAAACAAGUUGUCCCCUCUUUGUUUUUUGUGUAAUUCUUAUCGUUACGGCUGAAUAUUAUGGCAUGGUCUACUUUCUUAGUAUUCGCCAUUCUGUUGUUGACAAAGAAUUGCCAGAGAUUUUUGUAGGGUUUUUUGUAAUGAGUAUCUACACUUUGGUUCCCAAUUUCUUUACUUCUGUUAUUUUCUUUCAUGUGAAAUGUCUUUGCUGUCACUGUGUAAAAUGUAGUUUUUUAUUAUGGGGUUUCUUGUAUUUAUAGACAAAUUUCAGUGUUUACCUAGUCUUGGACAUAUCAUAAAAUCUUUCUUUUGAUCUUGUUUAUAUAUUUACAAUAUCCAUUUUAUGCAAACUUUACAGCAACAGUUAUAUGUACGGGCAUUUAGAUUUCAUAGACAAAUACAGUAUCAUUUUUAAAA
Messenger RNA from Pomacea canaliculata, 7460 nucleotides. Its product is annotated as zinc finger protein 23-like. The record is from RefSeq and is a predicted model, not a curated record. Gene Ontology annotation, cellular component: nucleus. NCBI's taxonomy places the organism in Eukaryota, Metazoa, Mollusca, Gastropoda, Architaenioglossa, Ampullariidae. The transcript has 3 exons. Bases 505 to 3012 code for a protein of 835 amino acids.